Molecule: messenger RNA, 1579 nt
Organism: Olea europaea var. sylvestris
Lineage: Eukaryota; Viridiplantae; Streptophyta; Magnoliopsida; Lamiales; Oleaceae
Product: protein TIC 100-like
Exons: 4
Coding region: 189-1193 (334 amino acids)
Source: RefSeq, a predicted model, not a curated record
UUAGACAGGUGACCUUGUUCACUUUUUUGUUGGUACAAAAUUUUGUCAAAUGUAUACCAUUUUGGGAUAUAUGACUUCUAUUUUCAUCACUUCUUAAGCUAUGUUUUAUCCAUGCAGUGGUCAGAGAAGAGAGGGGUCCAUAUUCCGAUCCUCAACAUCCCUACUUCUACGAGGAAGAUGAAGUAUGGAUGGCACCAGGCUUUAUCAAUCAAUUUUAUGAAGUUCCGGAUUAUUGGAAAAUGUAUGUCCAUGAGGUGGAUCAAGAGAGAGAGAUGUGGCUGAACUCAUUCUAUAGAGCUCCAUUACGGCUACCUAUGCCUGCCGAGCUUGAAUACUGGUGGUCUAAAGAUGAAAAACCAGAAUUUAUUCUCAUUAAUAAAGAACCAGAACCUGAUCCUGAAGAUCCAUCAAAACUCAAAUACACGGAGGAUCCCCUCAUCGUACACACUCCAACAGGAAGAAUUAUCAACUAUGUGGAUGAUGAAGAACAUGGUAUCCGCUUAUUUUGGCAACCUCCUCUAAAGGAAGGGGAAGAUAUCGACCCAGACAAGGCUGAGUUCCUACCCCUUGGGUUUGAUGAGUUCUAUGGACGAGAAGCAAGUGUCAAGAAAGGCAACUGGUGGGAGUCUCUUGUAACAUCUGUAGAAAAUGCCUGUAGACCAAUGUUGGACAAAUUGGAGAAAUGGACUGAAGAAAAGAAGAAAGACAGUGAGACAAAGAUGGAGCUAUUGAAGAAGGAACUUGAAUUGGUGGAAGCUGAAUUGUCUCUGAAGGAGGCCAUGGAAGACUUGGAUGAGGAAUUGAAGAGAAUGCAGAAAGAAGCUGAAAAGAAAGUGGAACAUGGGCUUGAUGAGGAUGAUAUUGUAUCUGAAGAAGUAAGCCCAUUAGAGAAAACUUACCCUGAAGCUGAAGAGGAUGAGGAUGAAGAUGAGGAAGAGGAAGAAGAUGAUGCCCCUUCAAGUUUUGGAUCAAUUGAAGAUCAAAAAUCGGUAAACAAUGAUCAGACGGGAAAUAAAUCUGGAAAGUCGACAUUUGCAGCAUCCUCCUUAGCAUUUGCUACUUCUGGGCUUCUCUCAACGACAGGUUCCAUGGAAGUUACAGCAGUCAUAUUUAAGGUGGAAGGAGGGGAAACUUCAACAGCAGGCAGCUUCGUCGACUAUUCCAUCAUUCCAGUCUCAUCAGCUGCCUCCUGAGAGAUCGAGUCCAAGUUCCGUCAGCUUUCCACUUGCGACUGGCAGAAGUUGGAGAAUGAGAUUUGCACUGCAAAUAAAUCAUCAAUGUGAACCGAUUACCAAGAUGCACUUCAGAAAUCACUCGAAAAGGAAAGCUUCCAUAGAGAAAGGAAGAGAUCUAGAGCACAACUUAAACAUAUUAUCCUUGCAUACCCCAGUUCUUAUGUAGUAUCCAAGUGUCCAAUCUCUUGACAGGAUCAAUUUUGUAGUUCCUGCGGUCAAUUGUUUUUCCUUUUGAGCUAGCAUUUCAAUAUACACAAUGUUUCACUUCAAUUGAGUGAAUGUGCUAUGGUUUUGCCUGACUGACAUUAAGGUCAGCAAAUAAUCUAAUGUGAAAUUGUUCUGAA